Messenger RNA from Serendipita indica DSM 11827, 1125 nucleotides. Lineage: Eukaryota; Fungi; Basidiomycota; Agaricomycetes; Sebacinales; Serendipitaceae. The record is from the annotation of a GenBank genome assembly.
AUGUCUUCUCAACCACGAACACGUUCCGUUUCCAAUAUUCAAGGUCCAUAUCUUGCGCAGCCUCAGCCGCAAUACCCUCGACAGCGUGCCAUUUCGCUCACCGGUUCCCCUCACUCAAUCCGAACAAAUAUGGCCGUUGUUGAUGGGCCAGUGGCUCCAGCGGGUAACUACUACGGCGUCUUUCUUCAACAACCACCCGUGGGCUUCCCAGUCUCAGCUGCAAGCAGCGUCGCAGGCUCCGCAGGAUCUAGCCCAGGUAGCCCAGCGAUUAAAUCUUCUUCAUCCGUGUAUGUUGUUCCGGGCUCAAAUCCUGGACAUCCGAUCAUGGUCGUCAACACUACCUCUUCCCAGCCAAUACAAGCAGCAAAGGCGCCUACUCCCCAGCAUGCAUUCCCGACGGCUUCUCAGCAGCAAGCUCCUGUUCUUCAAUCCGCGAUGAAGCGGGAGAGGAGAAAGACCAUGACUCCUUCGACAACCUCGAGUGAGCACAUUCCUGCUGCCGCCUUGCGCUCGCUUUGCAAGUUCUCGAUUGGUGCUAUUGCCGAGUGUCUGAAGAAGCCAGGAAAUGAGCCCAUGGGUUCGCGACUUCGACGCACGGACGAGAUUCUUGGCCACAUGUACUCUGUCCUAUUCGCCAUGUCAUCCGACGAGGACGCGAUCCCGUUUGCCGACUCUGUCGAGAUUACGGGUCUCCUUCAAAGAUUACAGUCGCUCCUCUACCGCUGCCUGUCGCCACGUCCGUACAACAAGGACCGUUUGGCUGAGCUCGAGGAAAUCUUUCGCAGUCUGGUUCUCUACCGCGAUCGUCUCAAUGCCUCGUUCAAGAUCCAGGAGAUCGAAGCCACAAUCUCCAAGCUCACUUUCCAGCACAACGUCUCGCAGACCUCGAGUACACACAUUGUGAACUCUCUUAAUACAAGCACCAAAGAGAAGAAGAAAUCAAUCAAUGCUGCUUCUGUCCAGGCGCUCCGUGCGGAUAUUGACCAGAAGCGUGCCGAGCUCGAAGUCAUGCAUAACGAGCGCGUCGCACUGCGCGCAGAGAUUGAAAAGUACAAGCAGAAGCUUGCUGUGGCCAAGCAAGCGCGCGAUAACAUCCUUGGCAUCAAGUCAGUUCGCUUCCAGUAG